Molecule: messenger RNA, 2793 nt
Organism: Owenia fusiformis
Lineage: Eukaryota; Metazoa; Annelida; Polychaeta; Sabellida; Oweniidae
Source: the annotation of a GenBank genome assembly
AUGGAGCGAUGGGAUUCAGAUGACUGGGAUUUGGUUGUCAUAGAUAUUGGAAUUCAGAUAAUGAUCUGUGUGAUUCGGACCAUGGAUGUAAACAACUUAUUUAUAACAACAUCUUUUGAAUUAAAGGCACUUCCUCGGUGGCAGCUGACAUUGAAAGAAAUUUCCCACCUGAUAAACAAGCAGUUUGGAAUAUUCAGCAUAUAAACAGAUGAAACCUGACAUUGUUAGGCUACAAAUGCAAUAUUCACCUCUAAAGUAUCAGAUCUAGCAGGAACAACAGUGCCACCACAAAGGUACCACAACAAUAGUGCCAAAGACAAGAAUACCACAACAAAGGUACCUCAUAAUAAUACCAAUAAUUAUUUCACUACAAGGGACUGGGAGUCAAAAAUACCACCACAAUAGUAACAACACGAUAGUACUAACAUAAAGGUACCACCACAAUAGUAUCAACACAAAAGUACUACCACAAUAGUACCAAUUCCAGCUAUUGAAGCUGGCAGGAAAUGGGCAUUAUAUUUGACAAGGAGAAGGAGGUGAUUGAACCAAAACCAAACAACACUGACACUUCAGAAGACGUAGAGGACUCCGGCCGUGGUCAUAACAAUAUCGAUAACAAUAUGAGAGGCUCAACACCAGUAGACCCCUGGGGGUCAGGCUUAGGAGAGAGCGAUGUUAAGCCUGUCGGUAAGAGAAUUAGAACUGUGGCGAUGAGACUAGGAGAAAAAUCAGAGGAAAUUAUCGUCUUAGGAACUGAGUUGGCUGUGAAGCUUUAUAGCCUUGCUCCUAGUCACUCAACUUCAUUCUCCAUUGAAAAGACAGACAAUGUUACUCUAAGGUUUAACAAAGGGGAAUCUGACAGUAAUGAAAUUCCUGGUAGCGGGAUGAGUGGCAGCAUGUUCUCUCGUGAUGCAGUUGUUUACAUCUCUAUAGCAACCGUCAGCAACAUGUGGAAUGAUUCCCAGGUCAAGUUUGAGUUCAAGGCAGCCAAUGGGGAAGUGGCGGGAGAAAGUCUCCUUCUACUGACAUCUAUUGCAUUAUCAUUGGAUGCAGAUAUUAACAGAAAUGGUUCAGUUGAGGAGACAUUUGAAGUUGACAAGAGUCGCUGGACUUGGGGACCAAAUGGCCAGGGAGCGAUCAUUCUGGUGAAUUGUGACAAUGAAAGUGUACGAGCCGAUGGUGAGAGAGAUACAGAAGACCUUUGGAGAAAUGGAAAGGAUGAUUUACUUGACAUGAGCAUGCUCGUUAUAAACUUUAGAGGCCCAAAUCUAGAGGAAAGUGGUCUACCAAGAGACUAUAGACUCCGACUGCACACUAGCGUUGAGACAUCUACAAAGGUUGGCAUAUACAGUUUAGAAGGAACUCCAUUCUGGGAUUCAAAGAGACAAGUCAUUGGCAAAAAACGCAAACAGGUUGAGAUAUCAUUUCAGAAGUUAAAUCUUCUAAGAGAUGGUCAAGUUAGGUUUGCAGUAGAAGGAAUACAAUACCCAGACUAUGAUUUUGAUGGCAUUGUCCCAAUUCACCUGUCUCUCUUUCAAGUCGAGGAUGACGUCCAGUUGCCCAUCUUUAAAGACACCGUAACAUUCCGAGUCAGUCCCUGGAUAAUGACUCCAAAUAAUCUCAAACCCAAAGAGGUUUUUGUUUGUGAAAUGAGAUCACAGAAAAGUCGUAAUUUUGUUGAAAAUCUGAGAGAGCUAACGAAAGAAGUAGGGGUGAACCUUACGGUAGUUAAACCAGGCCACAACCGAGGAGACCGUUGGAUGCAGGAUGAGAUAGAGUUUGGAUACAGUGAAGCCCCACACAAGUAUAUGCCAGUUGUACUAGACUCUCCUAGAGAUCGUGGAUUGACAAACUACCCAAUCUUUUCUCUACUGGGCAAAGACUUUGGUUACGUCACUAGAGAGACUUAUUUAGAAGAGCCUAAUUCACUCGACUCAUUCGGGAACCUUGAAGUUAGUCCACCAGUUAAAGUAAAUGGGGUCAGUUUCCCAUUUGGCAAGAUUUUGAUUGGAGGAACUUUACCAGGGGCGUUCAAUGAGAGAAGGAUGCUAAAAGUGAUCAGGAAUUUUCUGUCAGCCCAGAAAGUUCAGCCUCUUGUAGAACUGUUUUCUGAUUGGCUGACUGUAGGCCAUAUUGAUGAGUUCAUGACCUUCGUUCCAACCAAUGACAAGAAGAGUUUCAAGCUACUCAUGGCAAGUCCCGACUGCUGUUAUUCGAUUCUUAAGAAGUUGAACCGAGAAGGACACGGUGAACUAGUAUUGUUUGAAGGUAAAAAAAGUGACGCAGAUGGUCUAGUAAAUGCCGAGAGGACUGUGAAAGACCUACUGAGAGAUACAGACCUAGACAAAUACAAUAAAACGAAACAGAGAUAUUUGGACUGGAACAGAGAUACAUUGAAAAGAGAGUUAGGACUGACUGAAGAAGAUGUCAUAGACGUACCUGCCCUAUUCCAUACGGUAGAUGGCACAGGGGCUGAUGCUAUAUUCCCAGGUAUGGUGAACAUGCUUGUUCUUGGAAACCACUUGGGGAUCCCGAAACCAUUCGGACCGAAAAUCCAAGGAAUUUGUCAGUUUGAGAGUUACAUGCGAGACCAAUUGGAACCACUCGGAGUUCAUUGUCACUUUAUCAAUGACUGGGAAAGUUACCAUGUUCUACUCGGAGAAAUCCAUUGUGGUACAAACACAAGACGGGAGCCUUUUGCCUAUAAGUGGUGGAAUAUGGAGUUUUAAAGGAAAACUAUGCCUAUAUAUAUUUUAAAGGAAAGCUGUGCCUAAAUAUAUUUAAAGGAAAACU